Molecule: messenger RNA, 149 nt
Organism: Racocetra persica
Lineage: Eukaryota; Fungi; Glomeromycota; Glomeromycetes; Diversisporales; Gigasporaceae
Source: the annotation of a GenBank genome assembly
AAACUACAUCUACAAGAGCUAAAAGACCUAAAUCUACUGUCGGCGCAAAGAGCAGACCUCCGAAUGCAUCGGCUGCUGCAAAAGACCAAGCCAGGGCUACCAAUGCAGGUCCUCCAUCUCCAGAAUCGACAGGAUCCACCACCACUUAA